ACCCUAGUCUUCUCCCACCUUUCCCCCGUAUAAAAUGAGAAAAUCACCGGCCCCUUCUUCCUCCCUGCCAUCACCGCCGAGAGCUCCCGCCGCGCGUUUCCCUCCGAUCUCGACCCGAGAAACCAGCCCCGGUUCAUCAUGGCGCCGAAGAAGGAGAAGGCUCCUCCCCCGUCGUCGAAGCCAGCUAAAUCCGGCGGAGGGAAACAGAAAAAGAAGAAAUGGAGCAAAGGAAAGCAAAAGGAAAAGGUAAACAACAUGGUGCUCUUUGAUCAGGGAACAUAUGACAAACUUGUCAGUGAAGUUCCCAAGUACAAGCUCAUCACUCCUUCCAUCUUAUCCGACAGAUUGAGGGUCAAUGGUUCACUGGCACGUAGAGCAAUCAAGGACUUAAUGGCCAGAGGUCUUAUUAGGAUGAUUAGUGCUCACGCCAGCCAACAGAUCUACACAAGGGCUACCAACACCUAAUAUAGAAACAUUGCCUUGAAAGUUUCAUGUUUUGACUUUUAGCUUCCAAUUAGUGGGGCUAGCCGAGGGUGAACCAGUUUUGCUUUUUGCAUUGAAGUUUUUGAUUGUUGCUUCAGUAGCGUACAUUUGAGUUCUUGAUUUUAGUUAGGGGGUUGGUCGAUUAUUAUUUCGUUUUCCUGUGCUGGAAUGAUAUUCUAUCAGCCAUUCGAACCUCUAAUUUGAGGUAUCUCCGCCACAUUCGGCUAUUACAACUGGUCAAGAGAAACCGUGUUUCAAUUG
Eucalyptus grandis is the source of this 744-nucleotide messenger RNA. RefSeq names its product 40S ribosomal protein S25-2. The transcript has 4 exons. Gene Ontology annotation, molecular function: structural constituent of ribosome. Gene Ontology annotation, cellular component: cytosolic small ribosomal subunit. The record is from RefSeq and is a predicted model, not a curated record. The coding region runs from base 139 to 465 and encodes 108 amino acids. Lineage: Eukaryota; Viridiplantae; Streptophyta; Magnoliopsida; Myrtales; Myrtaceae.